AUGCAAGUCAAGAGCAUCCGAAGAUAUACGUCUAGGCGAUCGGGUGAACAUCUAACAGAAAGUGAAAAGAAAGAUGAUCUUCAAGGAUAUCUUAAACUUCAGAAGGAAACGAAAUCAUUAUUUAUUAAAGGUCGUUGUCAGAACCAAAAGGAGCUAUUCAUUACAUUUUUGGAGAAAGUUUUUGACUAUUGCUUCGUUAAAGGUUCUUUGAUUCCAAGAAGAUGCUUAAAAUGUGGCAUUAUUUGGCUUCCCUGCAAUUACUAUGCAAUAUGUCCUACGACAAUCUUGGAACUGUAUACUAAAGGAAGAAAUAACCUCAAUAAGGUAAUCCAAGGCCUUGACUUAGAUUUAUUUAUGCAAAGAGGAACGAAAUUCGUUCAACUUGCGGAGUUCUUUAACUAUAGCUACCAAGAAGUAUAUUGUAAGUUCUCUAUCCGCAUCUGCAACAACAAUGAAUUGCUUGAAAAAUUCCAUAACAGAGCUUUUCCCAUUUUCGAAGCGCCCCCAGAAGAUAUCAUUAAAGAGUUUCAAACUUUUGAUACAUCAUUCUGUGAUAUGCCUGAUGAAUAUAAAUUGUGA
Messenger RNA from Trichomonas vaginalis G3, 579 nucleotides. Its product is annotated as transcription-initiator DNA-binding domain ibd family. The transcript has a single exon. The record is from RefSeq and is a predicted model, not a curated record. NCBI's taxonomy places the organism in Eukaryota, Parabasalia, Trichomonadida, Trichomonadidae. Bases 1 to 579 code for a protein of 192 amino acids.